Acaulospora morrowiae is the source of this 258-nucleotide messenger RNA. NCBI's taxonomy places the organism in Eukaryota, Fungi, Glomeromycota, Glomeromycetes, Diversisporales, Acaulosporaceae. The record is from the annotation of a GenBank genome assembly.
AUGAGCCGUUGGGCAUCCGCCAAAAGACCUUUAGGACGAUUUUCACGCGAUCUCACUUCCGAAUUACCAGACGAUUAUCGUGUGAACUCACUUCCAUAUUACGUCUCCCAUAUUCAUGGGUUAAAUGGAACCAGGGUGGUAGAGGCAUCACAUUCAUUUCAGCAUUUCCUCAUACCACUAGGACCGAAGUCCAUUGACCUGUUCAUAAGAAGAUCGAUGAAGGUCACUCCAACUCGUGACCCAAAGAAUCAACGCUGA